AUGGCGGACGAGUACCUCCACUCGCGCCGCUUCGACAUGGCGCGCCGCCUCCGCCUCCGAGACCAGCUCCGCCGCGACGCGCCCGUGACGCGCCCGAGCGACGCCGCGCAGGCGCGCCGCUUCUACGGCAAGAUCUGUCGCGCGUACCAGCGCGAGCGCUGGUGGCGCGCGCUCGCGCACAUCCAGCGCUCGCUUCGGAGGCGCGAGCUCUCACGCGCUCAAUCGCGCGCCGUCUCCAAGGGCUCGUUCCUUAGCCGCCGCGACCCUGGCCGGUGGAUCAGGUGCGCGCUCGAGCUGCGCGACGUGUCCGAGUACCUGCAGGCUUGGGUCGCGCUGCUGUCGCGCGAGGUCUGGUCGGCGCCCGAGCCGGAGGCGCUGCUGCCCGGCCAAGCGCUGCUCUCCUGCACUGCCGAGUGGGCGCUCCCCCGCGUCUCCCUCGGCGAGGAGGCGAGCCUCACCCUCCGCCUCGCCUCCUCGCUCGCGGUGCCCCUCUCGCCCUCGUCGCUGCGGCUCGCCGCCUCUGGCGCGGACCUGUCGGGCGACCUCUCCGCGGCGGUUGCCAAGCUCGCCGCGCAGUCCGCCGCGCCGCACGGCGGCGAGGCUGCGCCGCGGCUCUGCAUCCCUGCGGGCGGCGAGCUGCUGCUCGAGGUGAGCCACUCGGCGGGGGCGGUGGGGACGGUGGCGCCGAAGCAGCUCGAGCUUGUGCUCGGCGAGACGCCGUGCGCCAUCGGUGGGGCCGCCCCGCUGGCGCACCCGCUCUCGCUGCCGCCCGUCGUUCGUGACGAGUGCCACCGGGUGCGGCUGCUGCUGCGUGCCGUGCGGCCGGGCGCCGCGCUGCCGUUUGCGCCGCCGGCGUCCAGCACCGAGGCGGCGCUUCCGGCGGUGGCGGUGGAGCCGGUCGAGUUUGAUCUGGCGCUGACGGUGCCGAGUGAGGGGCGGCUCGGCGCGCUCCUGCAGCUCCAGCUGUCGAUCACCAACCGCACGGACGCGCUGCACACGUUCCGCCUAUCCUUUUCGGAGAACGAGGCCUUCCUCUUUAGCGGCUUCAAGCUGCAGCAGUUCCAGCUGCCGCCCGGCUUUGGGCACACCGCAAAGUUCAACCUCGUCCCCAUCCUGUCUGGCCCGGCGCAGCUGCCGCCGCUCCGGCUCCUAUGCACACGCCCGCCACCGUCUGCCGGGCCGCCUCGCGUGCCAAACCCCCUCUGA
Emiliania huxleyi CCMP1516 is the source of this 1206-nucleotide messenger RNA. RefSeq lists its product as hypothetical. The record is from RefSeq and is a predicted model, not a curated record. The coding region runs from base 1 to 1206 and encodes 401 amino acids. Lineage: Eukaryota; Haptophyta; Isochrysidales; Noelaerhabdaceae. The transcript has 4 exons.